AUGGUUCUUUCGUUUGCUUUCGAGCCAGCCUGUGAAGGUGAGAAGGUUCUUGUAGUUGAUGCCAAGAUCGUGAAGGACUUGGACAGGGACAUCUGGGAGCGAGUCUACCCAAACGGGGUUGGCAUCUCGGACCUCAUGUUCGUCGGCUCUUUGCCGGGAGCACACUGCCGACUUCCCGACCUCAUCGUAGCGCCAGAUUUCGAUACGGACUUGGAGAUGAUCGAUGCAGACCAGUCGAAUACCGAGAGCGCAUCGGUCAGCAUCAGGGGACACGUGCCGGGUGCUCCAUGGUCGCAACAUGUCACAACAUCACUUGGUUCGAGUCUUGCAGAGAACCUUUAG
Molecule: messenger RNA, 342 nt
Organism: Symbiodinium necroappetens
Lineage: Eukaryota; Dinophyceae; Suessiales; Symbiodiniaceae
Source: the annotation of a GenBank genome assembly